UUGUUACAUCUAAAGAUGCCCCCCGAGGAGGCGGUGGUGUUUCUGGUAGCCCUCCGACGGAGCUCUGGCACCACUGACAGAUUGAAUGAGUGUUGGCAGUAGUACUGUGACCUGAACCAACAACAGAAAUACAUGUCGAUGACGGGACCUUCAGUAUAAACGCCAAAGACACCGACUAUCAACCCAAAUUUGCAUUAGCCGAAGCGAUACGCUACUAUAACCUCGCACCAAAGACUGCUAGCCCCUCGUUAAGCUAACCAGAAGGUACGCCUAGCCGGGUAGCUAAUGCUAGCAGCCAAGUCUAUUUAUAGUGGACCUCUGUGUCAUCAGUAGGGGAAUCGUUAGGCGAUUAGUAUUGACAACUUAAUCCGAGAGGUUUCUGUGUAUCCUAUGGUCUCGCAGCGCUAGUUGUCUGUACCAAAAUGUCCACCACUUCGUUGGAUAAAGAAUUACAGGAGCGACUGAGAGAGGCGUCUGCCAUCGGGGAUAUCGACGAAGUGCGGACAUUGGUGGAGAGUGGAGUUAAUGUUAAUUCACAGAACGAAAUAAAUGGAUGGACAUGCCUUCACUGGGCUUGCAAGAGGAACCAUAAGCACAUAGUGUCCUACUUACUCGGUUGUGGCGCAGACAAAGAAAUCCUCACAGCUAAGGAUGAGUUGGCCUCACAACUCACAUCCAAGCCAGAGAUCAAACGACUUUUAGGAGUUGAAGUGGAGGAAGUGCCUGAGGUCAAGGAGCCUGAGUUGCCAAUCAUCCCCAACUACCUGUCUAACCCGCCCUUCAUGUAUUCCAAGAUGGAUAACAAGUCAGAAAUCAUCCUGGCCCAGCACCUUACACAGAAUGGUUCUGGAGAACACAACGAGGACACACACAGUGAUUCGGCCUCCCUUUCUCCAACUCAUGAGCCUCAGAAAUCUCAGAGCCUUCUCUCUGAUGGCCCCACCCCUCCUUCAAACCCCACCACUAACCGCCAAGCCCAGGCUGGGGAAUUCUUUCCUGUGACUGAGCAAAAUGGUGUGACACCCAGCUCGGCCUUGUCCCAUAACCAUGCUGUUGUCAACUGCACUGUGCCCAUGGACCUGUCAGUUGAGCCGCACCUCGUCAACCAUGCUGAAUACCCACAUGUGGUGGCACACAAUGGCACCAUGUGCUCCCCUCCAUUGCCCUCACCCAGCCCCAGUUUGGCCAGCAGCAGUGGAAGCCAGGUCCAGGCUCCGGUGGCCGGUGCUAACCCGACAAUGAACAGGCAACAGUCUAUCCCACAGCAGCUGAGCUACAGCCAGGCUGGUGGGCCCAUGCCAGCCUUCCAACCUUUUUUCUUCACGAGCACCUUCCCUGUCAAUGUGCAAGAGUUGGUGCUGAAGGUACGUAUCCAGAACCCCAACGCACGGGAGAACGACUUCAUUGAGGUGGAGCUGGACCGCCAGGAGCUCACCUAUCGAUCCCUCCUGAGGGUUUGUUGCCGUGAGUUAGAUAUCAGCGCCGAGCAUGUGGAGAAGAUCCGCAAACUGCCAAACACCAUGUUGAGAAAGGACAAGGACGUGGCUCGGCUGCAGGACUUUCAGGAGCUGGAGGUUGUGUUGGAGAAAGCAGAGGGCCUGUCCCUUUUCUCUGGGACCGGUGGGCUAUCAGACAGACCCUGCUACAAUAUGAAGGCCUCCCGCCUCACAUACUAGCAAAGCCCGAGGUCUCCCAGCUUAUGAUGGGCUCCUGUAGCUAUCCUCAAGCAACCAUAACUAGUUGCCCACCCAGGUCCCUUGUAACAGCUUUGUUCAGCUUUGUUGUUUCACCAAUUUCCUGACUGGGAUUUGUUUUCUGAAGUUCUGUAGCUGUUGUCCUCCUCCUGUACUCCUCUGGCUCGCCUGCAGCUUUCAUGUACUCAACCAGUUCUAAGCGAUUACUGAUGCAUGGUGUCCUCGAUUAUGUGCGAAAGUAUUUGGGCCCCGCUCUCCUCUCUUGAUCUCUUUCCUCCCACUGCACUUCAUGCCAAGGCUCCGGGGGGACAACAGAGGGAGACAUCAGCUUGUCUUCCUCACAGACUGGACUUGAAUGGGUUUCUGCAAUAGCCUUAUAUGGACACAUCCCUGUACUGGCUGCAGACUUUGGUCACAGAGGAAAAUGGUCUGUUAAGGCCAAGAGCAGAGGACGACAGGGAAGGAUUUACAUAACUCUACUGAUAAGCUCUUCAUCAGUCCACAGUAUAGGACAAGGUGCAGCACAGUGGACAUGGCUGAAUACAGUUGCAGCACAGUGGACAUGCACACAGCAAUGUAAAUUGCUAGGAAAUUGACCUAUAGAGGGUUAUCGGAUAUUCUAGCUGGCAUACACACUUUCAUAUAUGCUGUAGGCAUAAACCUUAGUGUCUUUUCCAGCAGGGGGCAUUCAUUAAUGGCCUAAUUCUUAGGUGUCUUGGACUAAUAGUACAUUAAUUUGCUGACCACAUAUAUAGUAUGCUUUAAUUACAUCCAUACUAGGAUGUACAUAUUUGGGUAGGAGUGCUUGUUUCCCUGCGUGUUGAAAUCAUCCAGUCAUACACUGUGGAAAGGAAAAAACUGUUUAGUUUGAAAUGUUUUGUGUCGUUUCAUGUCUGACAAAAAGUUAAUUUCUGUGGUAGACAUUAAUGUGAAGCAACUUGAAGCUCUUUUUUUAUUUUUAAUUUAAUUUUCUAUGAUACAUUACCACUUCUGCUUUUGCAGGGUGUGCUAUGUGGUUCAGCCUAACACUUAAAGAGACAGUUCACCCUAAAAUCCCAAAGUACUUUUUUCCCCCCCUUUUUAAUGUGAUUUACUGAGUUUAGGGGGUUUCACCUGAUGCCUGCCUGCUCAAUUAUAAUGAAACUAGGUGCCGCCAGCAGUUUCAUUUAGGAACUGUUUUCUCUCACUACACAGUAGGAAGCUUGCAUGUACUUAUGAAUGAGAGGCUAGCUAACUAAGCUACUAAACCCGGCUAACAUCACACCUAAGCUGAGAAGGACAUCAUUAACACAAUGUGCCCUGAUGUUACCUUUCUGUUGUCCUUUUUAUUCUUGCAGCCAAUAUCUCCAAAACUCAACAACUCACACCAAAAUAACCGAGAUGGAUAAAUAGCACUAGAGGUAAGAGAAAAAAAAAUGUGCUUUUGAUUUUGGGGGUGAACUGUCCCUUUUAACAGUCAACUGAAGUAUUCCUGUUGAAUUUUUUGAGUUCUUUUGACUCUCAUUAAUAGACCACGCUUGGCGCUUUAGAGUAACCAGACUCCAGUCCCAGCAGUGUUGAUGUAUGAGGCUCCCACUUGAUUUGUCAUAUAAGUUAAGGCUUCUGUCAAAUAUUUUGAGUUGCUCUCCUUCUGCUUAACUAUGAUUAGACUCAAAACCAAAAACUAAUCUAGCCAGCAAAGAUACUAACUGCAAAAUAAACUGUCACUGCUUCAGAAAAGAAUGCACCUCUGUUAGACCCAACAUGAAGAGGAAAUGAUGACCUGACUUUAUGACACUUGGUUUUAUGAUUGAGUGCUUCCUAGUUCCUCCAACACGCAUCCAAAUUCUUUUUUAUUUCUUUACAUCUCUGUGUCAGUUCACUUUAAACCUAGACUGUCUACUGUAUACAAUGACUAGAUUUCUUUAAGACCUACUAAAAGCAAAAGCAUCAGAAUAGAUCUGGCUUCAGUUUGACUGUCAAAGCCAGAAAAGUGCUAAUAUUCAUUUUUUUAAUUUAAAUUUUAAUUUUUUCUACUUGUAAGUUUAAUUGUUUAAGUGUUAAGUCAAGAAGUACAGCCAAUGUUGUGCUUUCAUCAACACUAUAUUUUUUUUUUUAACACUUAAUGCUGGGGCUCAUCUAUGUUAAGCAGUGCAGUAAGAGGCCACGACACACACAUACACACACCCUACGAUCAAAAGAUUUCUUACCCAGUGGUAACUGUUUACUGUUCAAAUGUACACCUGAAGCUCUUACUGUAUUUGUAUGUUUUAUGAUAUAUUUUUUAUUAAUUUGUAUACUUUUUUUUUUUUUAAAACCAGCUGGGCCUGUUGUGUUUGUGUCAAAAAGUCUGCUAUCGUGCAAGAAACAGUUCAACAAUGCGAUGAGAAGUGCUGAGAUGUUAUUGUUGAAGCCAAGUGCAAUGUGUGUGUGUGGGGGGGUGAAAAAAGAAUGUGUUUCCAGAAAGCUUGCAGAGAGAAGAGAAGACUACCAAGAGUGCUUAUUUCAUGUUCCCAACUAUGUUAAAUGCUUUAUUAAAUGAAGUUGUGCCACAUGGUCAAGGCAGGAGCUUGGUGGAGAAAGUGGGACAGUGUAUGGAAGAAACCCCCCCCCACUCCUCCCUGGCCGUUUUGUGCCCUGGGUUGAGUGCGAGCAGCAUGUUCGAAAUUCGUUUUUAUAGGAUCUUCUUUGAUUCUGUGGAAGGGAAAAUAACUAACUUUGUGUUUGUGGGGUUGCUUAUUAUUCUAGAACAAGCAGAGUUCAGUUUGACUUAACCUAUGCAUUCAGAGUCUGAUAUUUUUAUAUACAGUACGUCCUGUGUACUUGUUGAAAUAAUCUUAGCACCGUUAAAGCUGUUUGUUUUUUUGUUCUUGAGACCUGUAUCUGUUCUUUGAUAAAGCAUGGUGAAAUA
Messenger RNA from Scatophagus argus, 4584 nucleotides. RefSeq names its product ankyrin repeat domain 40 (gene ankrd40). The record is from RefSeq and is a predicted model, not a curated record. Bases 423 to 1676 code for a protein of 417 amino acids. Lineage: Eukaryota; Metazoa; Chordata; Actinopteri; Scatophagidae. The transcript has 5 exons. Gene Ontology annotation, molecular function: protein binding.